AGACUCGGCCGGCGCCGUCCCGAGCCUCAGGAACCGGCCCCGGGUCUGGAGCCGCAGCCGCAGCCGGGGCCGGGCGGGCGGCCGAGGCCCGAGCGGCGGGAGCGCAGCGCGGAGCGCGGAGCCGGGCGCCCGGGCGCGAGAAGCCGCCGCCGCCGCCGCGCGCCCGGCCCCGCAGCCCUGGGCGGUCCAUGGGGCGGGCGCGGCGGCGCAGCCGGCUCGGGCACCCCCGGGGGGCCGCCGCUUAGGCGCCGCGCUCUCGUCCCCGCAGGUCGCAGCCGGGGCGGCCGGGCCGGGAGCGCCCAGCCCCGGCCCCUGGAGCGCCCGCCGGGGUCCCCGCCUCCAUGGACGCCUUCAAGGGGGGCAUGAGCCUGGAGCGGCUGCCGGAGGGGCUCCGACCGCCGCCGCCGACGCACGACAUGGGCCCCGCCUUCCACCUGGCCCGCGCCGCGGACCCGCGCGAGCCGCUCGAGAACUCGGCCAGCGAGUCGUCCGACACGGAGCUGCCAGAGAAGGAGCGCAGCGGGGAACCCAAGGGGCCAGAGGACAGCAGUGCCGGCGGCACGGGGUGUGGUGGCACAGAGGACCCCACCAAGAAGAAGAAGCAGAGGCGGCAACGUACGCAUUUCACAAGCCAGCAGUUGCAAGAGCUGGAGGCCACCUUCCAGAGGAACCGCUACCCCGACAUGAGCAUGCGGGAGGAGAUCGCUGUGUGGACCAACCUCACCGAGCCACGAGUGAGGGUCUGGUUCAAGAACCGGCGAGCCAAGUGGCGGAAGCGCGAGCGGAACCAGCAGCUGGACCUGUGCAAGGGCGGCUACGUGCCGCAGUUCAGCGGCUUGGUGCAGCCCUACGAGGACGUGUAUGCCGCCGGCUACUCCUACAACAACUGGGCCGCCAAGAGCCUGGCGCCCGCGCCGCUCUCCACCAAAAGCUUCACCUUCUUCAACUCCAUGAGCCCGCUGUCGUCGCAGUCCAUGUUCUCGGCGCCCAGCUCCAUCUCCUCCAUGACCAUGCCGUCGAGCAUGGGCCCGGGCGCCGUGCCCGGCAUGCCCAACUCGGGCCUCAACAACAUCAACAACCUCACCGGCUCCUCGCUCAACUCGGCCAUGUCGCCGGGCGCCUGCCCGUACGGCACCCCCGCCUCGCCCUACAGCGUCUACCGGGACACGUGCAACUCGAGCCUCGCCAGCCUGCGGCUCAAGUCCAAGCAGCACUCGUCGUUCGGCUACGGCGGCCUGCAGGGCCCGGCCUCGGGCCUCAACGCGUGCCAGUACAACAGCUGACCGCCCGGCCGGGCCACGCGGGCCGGCGGCCGGCUCGGCGCCGGGCGGGGGCGGGCGCGGAGGCCGCGCGCAGGGCCCGGUUCGCGGCCCGCGCGCCUGCGCAGCCCCCGCCUCCCCACUCCCCACGUCCGGGUUGGAUUUGUGUUUGCUUUCCUGGGCCCCACGCCGCCCUCCAAAAAAAAAAAAAAAACAAACAAAAAACCAAAACAUAAAACGAGACCAGACAAAAGCUGUCGGAGAAAAGUGCCGCGCAAAAACGGAUGAGUUGCAAUUUCCCUCGGGAGGGCGC
Messenger RNA from Talpa occidentalis (Iberian mole), 1572 nucleotides. It is a transcript of the gene PITX1, whose product is annotated as paired like homeodomain 1. Gene Ontology annotation, biological process: regulation of transcription by RNA polymerase II; anatomical structure morphogenesis. The transcript has 3 exons. Gene Ontology annotation, cellular component: nucleus. Gene Ontology annotation, molecular function: DNA-binding transcription factor activity, RNA polymerase II-specific; RNA polymerase II cis-regulatory region sequence-specific DNA binding. Lineage: Eukaryota; Metazoa; Chordata; Mammalia; Eulipotyphla; Talpidae. The coding region runs from base 342 to 1283 and encodes 313 amino acids. The record is from RefSeq and is a predicted model, not a curated record.